AUGCUACCCUCCUUCUGUUUCAUCUUGGCAUACUGUGGCCUUUUUGUUUCUCUUUUUAAAAGGUUUUAUCUCUUGUAGUUAUGAUUCAACUUAAAUAGCAUCAACACUGAAACUAUAUGCAUGAGGGAGAUUUGUGGUGAGAGCUGACAUCCCAGGGGGAUAGUUAGCCAGCUUCAGGCUGCUAUAAAGCACGUCAGUCACCCGCCACUUUGAUUUUCUUCAGUUUAACUAUAUGACAUAAUCCAGAUAAGCAGUAUGCACUGGGAGAAAUCGUCACCAUCAGCACUGGCCAGGUCCAGACCGUACCAAGGUGUUCGCGUCAGAGACCCGGUCAAGGAGCUGCUGAGGAGGAAGAGAAGUCUGGAGCCGCUCAGCAUCAAGACAGCGCCCUCUUCUGCGGAUGUGGUCACGCAUAACAACCAGUCAUUAUACACACAAGGCAUGUUUGGCUCUGAUGUUGCUGGCGGCUCCCCAGCCGAGCCGUUGACUGAAGUCAGUGAUGGAGGGCUGCAGUGUGCAGGAUGGAGAUCUGUCCCAGCUGCCACCAGCGCUGGCCAGCAGCCUGCAGUAACACCCUGGUCCUCAUCUGACUACCAGCAGGACCUUUCAGCUCAGACUCUGGCUUACCCAGCCACCCCCACCCUCACUGCUGAUGUAUUCAUGCAGACUCUUUGUCCCAGCUACACCAUGCUGACCUACACACACACACCAUUGCUCACUAACUUUGGGAACAUACCUGUGGCCCCAGCACCAGGCUCCCUCCCUCAGAUGGAGCUCCCAGACUCAGGGUUGACCUACCUCCCUUGGGCCCAGCCCAUCACCACCAUAUCUACCAUGCCAAACCCGGGAGUCCAGUUUGCCCCCGGCUCUGCAGCCCUGCCCGGGUCACCUGUGGUCCACAUGCCCUUGUCCAUGUCUUUGACCACCAUGAUUCCUCAGCUGGAGGCUCAGGGUGGAGGUCAUCCUCAUCCGCAGAUACUGGAUCUCCCGCAGCAUUCGGAACAUCAACUGGACCCUGAGCCACAAGGCCAGUCUCGAAGCUCGAGUCUAGAGGCAGAGUCACCGAACCUCCUGGAUAAACUUCUGGAGGAUCAAAAGGGUGAUAGCGAAGACGAGGACAAAGACUCGUACAGCAGCCCGCUCUUCAUUCCAAAUGUCUGAAAAUAUGAGUUUUUUUCUGUUCAUAGAGAGUAGCAUUUCUUCUGUUUGUUUCUCAGGGGAACCAUUAAAGGAUAAUUUGGCCUAAUUACAACUUCAUUUUGUUACUGUGGCUAUAAUUUGUAUUAAUGUUCUGUGUAAUGCUUUUCUUGAGCUGUAAUUGACGUAUGUUCAUGCAGCUGUUUCCUUUUUGCAGCAAAGUCUGGCAUUGAAAAACAGGAUAAAAAAGACACUGUCUCUGUCAAUAGAAAUUAUGUCCGAGACAGUCGCAGUUUUCUGAAAAACAGUUAGCCUUCAGUGUUGUCCACCUCCUGAGGUGUCUCUCAAAGUGAUACAAUCUGCAAUUAAUGCUGUCAGUUAACAAGAGUCUGGAGCCACUUUAAACUAACUUCAUUCAAACUCAAACUGCAUCAGGCAAGAUCUUUAUGUCAAAUGAUAACUAAGACUGUAAAUUCAUGCUACUGCUGAUACAAGAAAGAAAAGUUACUUAAGACAAAUAAAUAAUGAGAAAACAAAGCUAACAACGCCAAUACGCUAACGUGCCUGAUGCAACUUUAAACUUCAGGAACUGUUUCUGGCCAAAUUAACCUUUAUUUCAGAUUGUUGUUCAAACUGAAUUAUGGUUUCAAAUGUUUAGAUUUUAAAUAUAUUUAGAGUGCAUUGUACCAUCUUACACUGUACUGUAGGAUGAAGAUUUUGUCCCAAUACUUGUGCUUGCACUUGGCACGGAAGGCCUCUGAGUCCCAGGGGUUUUCCCAAGGGGAAACUGUCAUUGUGAAAGGGGCUGCAACUCUUUUGUUGAAUCUCAUUCCUAAAAAACACCAAAGAUCGUAUCACAGGGGAUAUCACGUGCUGGGAACAUAUUAAGAGAAGUUAGCUUUGGCUCUGUUUUUUCAUGCAGAAUUCAUAAAUGUGAAAACAAAAUGAAUGCUCAGAGUGUAGUUGACACUCCAAAUGGGCACCAACAGGUAAAACAAAUAAAAAAUAAACAAAAGAGAUAAUGAACCAAAAUUACAGUAUAUAAUUUUCAUGUGUAAGAGGGUUGCAUAAUUCCAACAGUUAAAGUUUCUUAUUAUUAUUAUUUCUUGUUAUUUCUUUUUAUAUUAGCAUGAAUAACUGUAACUCAAGAACCUAAAUAAACUAAACAUGAAGGCUUUCAGA
Molecule: messenger RNA, 2319 nt
Organism: Sander lucioperca (pikeperch)
Lineage: Eukaryota; Metazoa; Chordata; Actinopteri; Perciformes; Percidae
Product: POU domain class 2-associating factor 1
Exons: 5
Coding region: 256-1161 (301 amino acids)
Biological process (GO): positive regulation of transcription by RNA polymerase II
Cellular component (GO): RNA polymerase II transcription regulator complex
Molecular function (GO): POU domain binding; DNA binding; transcription coactivator activity
Source: RefSeq, a predicted model, not a curated record